AUGGAAAUAGAUAAGCGAACACUCGUAUUGAUAUUUGGACUGGUGGGAUCAAUUUUGGGAUUUGUAGUUGGAGUUUUAUUUAAUUCAAUUAAUUAUAUUAUGGGUUGUUAUUUAUUCAUAAGCAUUAUUUUAUUAUUAUAUACAAUACUUGUUUAUACAUACAAUAAGAAUUCAAGAGAUUUUAUUUUUUCAUAUGCAGUAACUACAGGAUGGAUGUUUUUAAUAUCUUUAAUGGUCCAUAUUGUAGUAACAGACGUAUAUACAACUCCUACUUGCAGAAGCAAUCGGAAUAACUGCGCUAAUUAUAUUUUUUGCUCUGUAUUUGGAUUUAUGUCAUCAUUUUCUUUCUUAGUUGCCUCAUAUCUAUCAUUUAAAAUAGCUCGCGUCUGGUAA
Molecule: messenger RNA, 393 nt
Organism: Plasmodium vinckei vinckei
Lineage: Eukaryota; Apicomplexa; Aconoidasida; Haemosporida; Plasmodiidae
Product: conserved Plasmodium protein, unknown function
Exons: 1
Coding region: 1-393 (130 amino acids)
Source: RefSeq, a predicted model, not a curated record